Molecule: messenger RNA, 4757 nt
Organism: Drosophila bipectinata
Lineage: Eukaryota; Metazoa; Arthropoda; Insecta; Diptera; Drosophilidae
Gene: cv-d
Product: crossveinless d
Biological process (GO): lipid transport
Molecular function (GO): lipid carrier activity
Source: RefSeq, a predicted model, not a curated record
UCGCGAACCGAGCAGACGUCGCAGUUGUGUGUUUCGAAAGAAAAAAAUUAACAGAUAAAGAAGUAAAAGCGGCGGCUCCUUUGAAACAUAUCUGAUAAUACAAAGUCGCAUUCGUAUACUAUAUAUAGACAUUUUUCCGAAAACGUCACAUCAUACCAUAUACGAUCCAAUCUUGUGCGGAGUGAAAAUCGUUGGAAAAUCCGUGAGAUAACGAGUGUCAAGCACUCGGAAGGAAGUCGCAGGCCAUGAGGCGACUCAAGUGUUCCGUGUUUGUGUAUCUGUUCCUGAUCUUCGAUGCCGGUCAUGCCCUCAGCAUCAUCGGCCUCAACAAACAGAUGCUCUACGAGUACGCGGGCAAUGUCCUGGUGGGUGCCAAGCCCCAGGACGAGGGCCAGCCGUCGCCACCCACCACCGGCUGGAUAGUCCGGGGGAAGCUUACUCUCCAGCGGCAAAGUGAACUUGUCCUGGCAGCAGCGCUGGUCAUAGACGAUGUAACGCUUAACAACUCGGGGGAGAAGUUCCUGCAGAACAAGGAGAUGUACCCGCCCUACAAGCCCUUCAAAAUCGUCCUCACUCCGGAGGGUGCCAUCACGCACGUGGCAUUCAAGGAGGGCGAUCCCAUCUGGAGUAUGAACUUCAAACGGGCUAUUGCCUCGGUGCUCCAAUUUCAGAUAAAAUCCAGCGGGGCUUUCGUCGUAAAUGAGCUUGGCAUCCAUGGCACCUGUGCCACCGAGUACUUUGUGUCGAACAAGACCAACUACAUCUCCAUUCGAAAGACGCCGGAACUGAAGACCUGUGUUCCGUACACGGAAGCAGUACACAACACGAGGAGUAAUGUGCCACCAAACACCUGCGAGUACGAUCACCAGAAGAGCGUAAUUAUUGGAAACGAGGCGAUCUACGGACUACUGCCCCACAACGAGACCGGCUACUUCCUCGAAACCGCUCACGUCAAGGGCACUACUCUGAUCCACACAUUUGAGUCCACCGGAGAGGCCCAGUACAUCAACUCGGAGCUGCUGCUCACAUUUCUGAACGAGACAGCCAUCGACAAUCCCAUCGACAUUGAAACUUCAAUGGCCUCUGCGCCCUCGAAUCUGGAGCUCCAGCUGCUUGAUCCGAACGACCCCACUGGCGGAAGGAAUCCGCAACAACAGGAGACCCUAAUAGCCCAGGCUUCCGCUAUUCUGGACCUUUUGGCGGAAGGCCUAGAGACCACGGAAUUCAAGUUCUCCGAACCGUACGAUUCCACUCUUUCCGACGUGAUUAAGGUGCUAAGCGAAAUGGACUUUGAUUCUCUGAAAAGACUCUACCACGAGGUCAACAUUGGCACGUCCUACCGUCAGGAGACCAUCCGUAACAUCUUCCACGAGAUCAUACCCCGCAUCGGCACCAAGGCCUCCGUCUUCCUCACCCACCACUUGGUGGUCAACAAGAUGACCAAGUCACAAAUUGCGGUGCAACUGCUCAUCCCCAUGCCGUUCCACAUCUUUGAACUGUCCAGGGAACUGGUCCUCAAGUGUGUGGACUUCUUCAACAUCGGACCAGAGCGUCCGGAUGUGCGCCAGGCUGCUAUCCUCAGUUUCGCCACCCUGGUCCACAAUGUGUACAUGGCCAAGGGCAUCGACAAGGAGGAAUUCGAGGAGUACGUGCAGCAGUUUUUUAAUAACUAUUUAUCCCAACGUGACUUUGAUCAGAAGAUGUUAUACCUCCAGGGAUUGAACAAUCUGCAGCUGGGUAACGUGGCCGACUACCUGGAACCCAUUGUCCAGGACCCCAACGAGCACGAUGAUCUCAAGUUCCAAGCAGCGUGGACCACUCUGGCUCUGGCGGAUCGGCGAGCAGAGCGAAUCUACGAGAUUUACUGGCCAAUCUUCGAGUCGCGAAAUGCCAGCCUGGAGCUUCGGGUGGCCGCCGUAACCCUGCUGCUGAUCUCCAAUCCCACGCCCGCCCGCCUUAUCAGUAUCCAUCGCAUCAUCCAGAGCGAGACGGAUCCGCACAUGAUCAACUACUAUAGGACCACGGUGACGAGCAUCUCGGAAACUACUUAUCCCUGCUACCAGCCGCUGCGCCGCCUCCUGUCCUACAUGCACCGCCACCUGCCCCAGAAGCCGGAGCCGAGAUACUGGGUUACGGGUAACUACAUCUUUGACUACCGCGACUCCAAGUUCGGAAUCGGAGCCAUGUUACAGGUCUUCCUGGUCGGUGACCCCAAGUCGGACAUGCCAGUGGUGGCAUUCUUCAAGUUUGACACAGAAGCCCUGGGAAAGUUCACGGGACAACUGGCGCUAUAUGUGAAGGCUCGUGGCCUACCGGACACCGUCCUGAACAAGUGGAAGUCGCGGAACAGCAGUGAACCUUUCACCGUCAAGAGUAUUAAGGCGUUGCUGGCCAUGCUGAAUGCUCCCCUCAUCAAUGCAAAGGACCUCCACUUGGAGUUUAUGGUGCAAAUGGAGGGCAAGACAGUCCUCUCGUACUACCUCAAUCAGCGAAUGUUUGACCAACUGACCUACAACAACAUUCUGGAGCGAAUGCAGCAGAUCAUCCGUACGGAUAGCCACAUCAACAUGCAGACAGUGCGCUGGCCCUUUAUGAAUCGGUACUCGGUUCCGACGGUUCUAGGCACCGCCUCCGAUGUCCUGUUGCAGACGACGGUGCUGACAUCGCUGCGUGGUAACAUGACGGAACAACGCAACCUGCCCAUCUCCAAGCACACCUUGGAAAUCGAUGCCCGAUACUCCUCAUACGCAUCCGUGCGCAGCCGCAGCUACAAUCCAUUCCUGAACCUGGACCAUGAGAUCAACAGGGAGCAGGGCUUCCUGAUUUACAUUCCGUUCAGUAGUGAACUAACUCUCAAUGAAAGCGACACCACGUGCCGGAGCUAUUCCCUCUCCCGACCCCAGAACCUGACCAGUGGUCUGUCCUUCAAGUCACGGGUAGUGACCAAAACUCGGGGUCUAAUCACAAAGAGUGCAGCGGCGCCCUUCGAGGAAACAAUGCUGCCCGAAAAAAGGAACGAUGUGGUUCAACAAUUUAAAUAUUCCCUCCCGGAUUUGGGAGUUCAACUGAGCAUCAGCACCAAUCUCAAUGAACUGAUGAAGUAUCGGGGAAUGCUCCUCAAGUCGGAGUUCACAGAAAAUGGCUUCUCUGGCAACAUGGUCGUCAGUGUCCUGAUGUACAUUUUUGGCUUCACCCAGCUCAGUUCCAUUCACCUCGGCCACGACAGGAACUUCACCAUGCUGAUGUACAACGAAAAGGCCACCAGAAUAGAGGGAAACUUUUGUGCCGAGGAUGUGCUGGAAACCGCCGAUCUGAAGGGCAAGCAGAUAAGCCUCACCCUCGAGCACACGGAUGAAACUUCCCGCUCCGACAUCCUGCACAGAUGGAACAUCACCCUCGAUGUACAGGCGUCGCCCAAAUCGCACUGGUUCAAGGUAAUUGGCCAGAUACAGCGCAACUCCAAGGACGAUGAGGAGGACUGGAAGGCCUGCAGCAAGUUGACCUAUGAACCCCUCGUCUUCACCAAACGACCUCACACUUUAUACGGCAAUGUGGUAUUCGGCCUGGCCACCGAGGAGGGUGAAUGCCCAGAGAAUGGCUCCUCGGUGCAGUUUGCCGCCCGAGCUGGGCCAUCGGAGCAUGCCCGCGCCUUCCUGCGUUCCAAUAAGAUCUCGUUGACGGAUACAGAGUUCUGCCCCAAGGAGGUCCUCAAGUUCUCGCCCAUUCCCACAUCCAAGUAUUGCAAACGCAGCAACUUUGAGAACUUUACCUCGAUCACCCAAUACGACAUGGACCUCAAGUUUAAUAAGAUGCCCGCCUGGUUUGAGCUGUGGUCCAACCGCCUGGAUCACGUGGUGUCUGCCCUAUCUUCCCACAAGGUGGAUAGCCUCCACAUGAGCCAAGAGAUCAACAUCUCCAUGCACACACCUCACGACUAUUUCCGGCUGGCGGUGGAGGUCAAUGGAGUGAAGUGGCGCUUCCAUCAGAUACCCUUCCUCUUCAAACUGGACUCCAAGUUCGACGCCUCUCACGAGCUCACCUACGACUCGGGACUAAAGCGCUCCUGCUCGGUAAUCAAUGGCAUAGUCAAUAGUUUCGACGACUACCUCAUUAAUCUGGAGGAGAUCGCGGUGCGGGCCGAUUGUUUGACUCUUCUUGUGGCCGAUUGCUCUCCGGUGCCCCAGAUGGCCGCAUUUUUAACGCCAUCGAAGACACCCGAGAAUGUCACGAAUUACGGAUUACGCGUCCAUAUCGGCCAAAACUAUUUCAGCCUGCAUCCGCGCAAUAGUACAGUCCACACCGAUAAGGCACCCUUGGAUGAGCCGGUCUUCAUCUAUCUCAACCAGAACCAGACGGCACACAAUGUGCGCCAGAAGCCCUACCAAUGGCCAUUGGAAUCCAGUGACUACGAUUUUCGUGUGGAGCUCAAUGAACAAAACAUCCUGAUCGUCGAGUGCUCGCUGAUAAGUGCCACCAUCCAGUUCGAUUUGUACAAUAUCCUUAACUUCGAGAUCUAUGCCUGGCACAAGCACCAGCUGUGUGGACUGUGCAGCAAGCCCCUCAACCGUAUGCAGAACUAUACGAUCUGCGAACUGGAGGAGACGGGCACCACGACUCCCCUUCCCGUGCACGUUCCUCUCCAGAACUCCUCCGAUGUAAUUGUAGUUGCAUAAGCAUAAUGUGUUAAAGCUUAUCCUAAAAUAAAGAGAAAUUAAGCCCAACCGGGAAGAUCAUUCAAAUCCCAGGACUUGGAACAA